AUGAAGGUGAUCAUCCUCUCUCUUCUCUACUGGCAUCUUUGCCAAUCCAGCACGGCCCAGACGCCCGUCCCAGGGCCACUGCCAGGCCAGCCAACCCAGGCAGAGCUUUCUGGAAUCAGACAGGCUUUCGUCCGCGAUGGAAUUGUGCCAGAUGUCCUGGCGGACUUCGAUCCACAGAUGGUGAUGUCAGUUGCCUAUCCAUCGGGGACUCUUCCGUCUGAGACAGUCAUCCAACCGGGCCAAAGUAUUCCUGAAAAGCUCGGUCUCCAGCAGCCUCAAGUGUUUCUGAGUAUCCCUCAAGCCGGCAGCGGUCAAUUCAACCUCACCCACCCAAGCACCUCGGAAUUCACGCUGCUGAUCGUUGAUCCCGAUGCACCUAGCCGGAAGAACCCAAGUUCUCGAGCGUUUCUGCACUUGUUGGCCACCAAAGUCCGAAUGAUUCCAGACAGCGUUAUAUCAUGGAGAUAUAAGCUCGAGAUGUCCGCCGAGGUUGUUGUGCCAUACAUGCCGCCCCAGCCGCCGGCCGGGACUGGGCCCCAUCGCUACGUUUUCCUGCUCUGUCCCGGCCUGCCUGCGCAUGCAUCCACCGCUCCUCUCCAACGGCCCACCACCUCUCGGGCCGGCUUCAAUACUCAAGAAUUCAUCUCCCAGUCUGGCCUCCACCAACCCAUUGCCGGAACAUUCGUUCAGAUACAACACACCGACGACGAUUCUUGA
This is a messenger RNA of Puccinia triticina, 717 nucleotides long. RefSeq lists its product as uncharacterized. Bases 1 to 717 code for a protein of 238 amino acids. Lineage: Eukaryota; Fungi; Basidiomycota; Pucciniomycetes; Pucciniales; Pucciniaceae. The record is from RefSeq and is a predicted model, not a curated record. The transcript has 5 exons.